GUGUCUCUAUAUAAAUUUCAUUUCUUCUCCAUCCUCAUUGAUCAUUUCAUCUCUUAAUACAUUCUUUUUUUUUCUCUUUUCAUAUUUUACGAUGAUGUCGGAAGAAUUUCAAGAAUCAGACAUUAUAUUUUCCGACCAAACUAUAAUACCAAAAGAAACUAAACUAUCUAACACUAGAAACAACGAGAAGAUGAUCAGUACUACAAGACGGUUGGAGAAAACAUCUCCGGUGAGGAUUCCGACGAAUAGUUUCCGGUAUAAGGGAUGGGAGACGGCGGAGGAAGAGGAGGAGGAAAAGACUCCUCCACAUGUAAUAAUCGAAAGAAGAAUGAAAGAGCAAAUAGCGUUUUCGGUUUGUACUCACAAAGGAAGAGACUUGAGCCGUCACCGGAACUCCGUUCUUAGGAUGACCGGUUUUUUAGAAGCUUGAUUUUUACUUAACCGGCCGGUUCAAUUUUUUAUUUUUCUUUAAUUGACCGGUCUAGUGUUGGGAUAUUUUGUUUUGUUUCCCCGGUUUGGGUUUUGUAUUGGAUAAAAUCCCCGACAUGUCUUUGUAAUAUCUUUCUUGAAUUUUAUAUUAUUUGGUUUCUUGAAAAGAGGAGAAAUCAAUACUUGAUGUUAAACAAGGUUUUGAGUUUGCUUGUUAAGUAAUUGGUUUCUUGGCUUAUGGAUUUUGUCUUUGGUCGCAUCUAUUGGAUUAUGCAACUUGGCUUCCUAACGU
Messenger RNA from Capsella rubella, 721 nucleotides. RefSeq lists its product as uncharacterized. The coding region runs from base 92 to 430 and encodes 112 amino acids. NCBI's taxonomy places the organism in Eukaryota, Viridiplantae, Streptophyta, Magnoliopsida, Brassicales, Brassicaceae. The record is from RefSeq and is a predicted model, not a curated record. The transcript has a single exon.